Messenger RNA from Alnus glutinosa, 3459 nucleotides. RefSeq lists its product as uncharacterized. The transcript has 4 exons. NCBI's taxonomy places the organism in Eukaryota, Viridiplantae, Streptophyta, Magnoliopsida, Fagales, Betulaceae. Gene Ontology annotation, molecular function: protein binding. The record is from RefSeq and is a predicted model, not a curated record. The coding region runs from base 1742 to 3148 and encodes 468 amino acids.
UCGUGCGUGCUGGAGAAGAAAAGAAGAAAGGAGGAGGAAAAGAGAAAAAGAAAAGGAAGAAGGAGAGAGAGGCGUGCGUGCUGGAGAAGAAAAGAAGAAAGGAGGAGGAAGAGAGAAAAAGAAAAGGAAGGAGAGAAGUGGACCAGGGAAGAAAAGGGGAAAAAGAGAAAAGAAAAGAAAGAGGAAGAGGAGGAGGGAGUGGAGGUCAUGUGUUGGUGUGUGAGCGGUUUGGAAGAAAUAAUGUUAUCUCCUUAUAGCUAAUUAGGUGUGGAUACGUGGUAGAAAAAGAUUUCUUUUAUUUUCAAAAAUUUUAACUUUUAUUAAUUACAUUGGGACCCCUACUAUAUUAAAAUCUUAUCUUUUUGCAACUAAUAUAUAACCCCACAUUUAAUUUAACUACAAUCUACUCACACAAUUAAUUAUUUAUUCUAUUAGGACUCAUCAUCAUUAUUAUUUAUUUACUAAAACUCAUUUUUAUACCAAUCAUAUGAAUUUAUCUACUUAAAAAUUAUUAUUAGUCUCAUCCUAUUAAAUAAAAAUAAUUUAUAAAAAAUAAAUUCCAUAUUUAUUUUUCUUGGUCUUUACAUGUUUGGUUUUAGAAUUUGGAGUAUGUGCCUAUGUGGUUAUUUGGAUUUGUAAUUUUUUGGGUUUGAAUUUGGUUAUUUGGAUUUGGUUAUAUGGUUAUUUGUUUGUGCCUUUAUGUUUUGGAUUUAUAAUUUUGUACUAAAGGAAAAAAGGUCCAAAAAGUAUAAUUUUUUUUUUUUUUUGAAAAAAUUAAAAUCUGCACAAAAACCGGCCCAAAACCAGUGUAAACCCAGCCCAAAAUUGGAACUAAAAAGCGGUUUUAAAACCGCCAGUUAUUUGCUAACCAGUGAUUAUAAAAAUAAUUGUUUCUGUCUAGGCAAUUAGUGGUUGUGGUUGUGGUUGAUAAAAUGGAAUAACCGCUAGGCGGUUAGCAGUUUUACCCAAUAACCACCAGUUAUAACCAUUUGUACACCCCUACAUUUGGCCUCGUAGUUAUAUUUUUUAUAUUAACAUAUGAAUUAUUACUUGGUCUUUGUCUUUGUCUCUGUGGUCCAUGCUAUGCGACAACUCAUUAAGUUGGGUUGAGGCCUGAGGACAUCAAUAAAGUAGUGGAUGAGAGGGAAAAAAAAAAAUCAAAGAUCAUUUGCUUUUCUGUUGCAUCAAUAAUUAUGUGCUUCUGUAUGUGCGACAUAAAGUUUUUCCUUCAGCUUGGUGCGACAUAAAGAAGUUUGGUGCUUGGUGCUUUCCUUCAGCUUGGUGCGACAUAAAGUUUUGUUGAUGGUACAAAUUAUUGGACGUCGUGCCACGUAGCACCCGUAGAUAAUAUUUUCGUACACCACUAUCUUACAUCUUACGGUCAUGGUUCAUCCUAAUGCUCUAGUAAGGAUUACUUGGUCUUUGCCUAUAUAUAUAUAUAUAUAUAUGGAAACAAUGUUGCCUCUCACAACCAACUCUCGGCCUUUUCUCUUUCCUUCUAUCCAUAUUUGUCCAUUUUUUCUUCAUCUUCAUCUCCCAUUCCAUUCUUCUCUUUCUCAUAGUAGCUCAAUCUGGAUAUAUCGACUUGAAGUGAUUUUGCGACGGAAGCUGCUACUUAUGAUUGUCAUCAUUGCCAUUUUCAUGGUUGAUUCAACUCGAUCAAAGAUAUAUGGCAAGGCAUAAAAACUAUUAACCCAAAGACCAUAUUGUGUGAAGAGAUAUUUAUAGGAGUCACAAAAAGAUGGAUCCCUCUAGUUCGUCUGAAUCUCAAGUAUUUGUUAAUGAUAAUAAGCCUGAGCAAAACCAAAGCAUUACUUUCAUGGAUCGUGAUUCCUACAAUGCUGCAACAAAAGGCAAAAUUGAGUUCUUCAAAAAUAUCGCCGAUCAUAAGUCUCUUGACCACCUACUAACCGCAAAUAAAAACACAAUCCUCCAUAUUUACAUCACAGCCCUCAAUUCCCAAUUAGAAUCAAGAACACCUAUUGCAAGAUCAGAAUCAACAACAACCCUCAAUACAAGAUCGGAAUCAACAACCAACUUUGUGGAAGAAAUUCUUGAAAUGUGUUCGCCAUUGUUAUGGCAAGCCAAUGUCAAAGGUGAAACUCCAUUGCACAUUGCGGCAAGGUACGGGCAUGAUGACAUAGUGAAAGUUCUAAUCAAAUAUUGUGCCCAAACUCCCCAUCAAUACCUUGAAGGAGGGAUUGAACCAGUAAAGGAAAUGCUCAGGAUGACUAACAAAGAAAAAGACACGGCGUUACACGAGGCUGUACGUUUUCGUCACCUUAAGGUUGUAACAUUGUUAAUUGAAACAGACCCAAAUUUUUCAUAUUCUGCUAAUGAUGCUGGUGAGACUCCUCUUUACAUAGCUGCCGAGAGAGGGUUUGAAGACGUGGUGAUCGAAAUUUUAGACGAAUGCAAAUCACCAAUGCAUGGUAGCGGUGGCCCCCUUGGUAGGACGGCUUUGCAUGCUGCUGUAAUAUGGGGUGAUAAAUAUGAAGAUAUGACCACAAGAAUUCUGAAACAAGUUGAAGGUAUAAGUAGAAAAGUUGACGAUGAGGAUUGGACUCCACUUCACUUGGCUGCAUACUUGGGCCAUUCAGCCUUAGCAACGCUGUUGUUGAAUGAUGAUAAAUAUGUAGCAUACAUGAAAGACAAAAACGGUAGGACAGCUCUUCAUAUUGCAAUUCAACAGGGUAAUGAUGAUAUAGAAAAGACCAUUGUAUCAAGUUGUCCAGAUUGUUGCGAACUAGUUGAUAACAAAGGUUGGAAUGUACUCCAUUUUGCUAUCAUUUUCCACUCCCAUGGAUCGCAUCUUUCUCCAGUGGAAAAGAACACACAUUUAGAGAGGAUCAUUGAAAUUAUCAGAGAAAAUUCGUGUCUCGACAACCUUUUGAAUGAGAAGAAUGCCGAUGGGGAUGCACCUCUUCAUUACUAUAUGAAAAAAGGUCGGUCAGCUGAGAAUUUUUUUGGUCACCCUCGACUCGACAAGAUGGCUUUCAACAAAAAAAACCUCACCGCGUUCGAACGUGCUUCAGGUUUAUUUGAAUUUUUCGGAACAAAAGAGGUGAGUGAAAUUGAGCGUGCAAAGGGUCGACCACCUCUACGAGUAAUAACUUACGAAGACAAUGCCACAAAACCAGCGAACUAGUUGGAGUUAUCUUAUUUGCGGAAUACAGCUGGAGCCCAUUUGAUAGUGACAAGUGUUGUCUGAAUGAGUUUUCUUGUUACUUAAUUUCGCAUGUUACAAAUUGAUGAUACAUAUUACAUAAUAUUGAUAUUUGAUGUACUGUUUGCUAAGAGAUGUUGUAUUGUUACAAACAUGAUUUAUUUUCAGCCGUUUCAAACGUUUUUACUGCUUGACCUUAGGACAUGUUCAUGAGUUUUUAUGAAAGAAAAAUUCAGUUGUAAUAGUUAUGACAGUUACUAAUUUAUAACUCUUACAAGCCAUUCAUUCUUGAC